Molecule: messenger RNA, 1441 nt
Organism: Verruconis gallopava
Lineage: Eukaryota; Fungi; Ascomycota; Dothideomycetes; Venturiales; Sympoventuriaceae
Exons: 2
Coding region: 69-755 (228 amino acids)
Biological process (GO): endoplasmic reticulum to Golgi vesicle-mediated transport; vesicle fusion
Cellular component (GO): Golgi medial cisterna; SNARE complex; cis-Golgi network
Molecular function (GO): SNAP receptor activity
Source: RefSeq, a predicted model, not a curated record
CAUUGGUCUCCGUAACGACAUCGACGACUACAUCAACCGAGAACUGACAUAUCUAGAGCUUCAUAGUCAUGACGACCUCGACUACGGGCGGCUGGACACAGCUACGAGCCCAAGCACGAAAUCUUGAAUCGCAAACAGACUCGCUCUUCCACAGUUUCUCGCAAUAUGCAAAUCUGAAUACACUGUCACCGAAACCAUCAGAAGAAGAGAUAAGGCUAGAAAAUCAAAUCAAUGACCUCCUUUCAAAGCGCGAACAACUCGUCUCGCAGCUGUCUCGCCUCCUUGAUUCCGAAUCCGCUCUCACACAGUCUGCCUUGAAACAAUCUAAUCUCGCCCGGCACAGGGAGAUACUGUCCCAGCAUAAAGACGAGUAUCUGCGAAUAAAAUCUCAAAUCUCAGCCAAGAGGCAGCAAUCGAAUCUUCUGAGCAACGUACGUGACGACAUCGAGGCGUACCACCGCUCCCAGAAUCCAGCAGACGCCGAAGCAGAGUACAUGCUCGGUGAGCGAGCACGGAUAGAGCGGAGUCAUGGAGUUGCAGAUACUGUGCUAGCGCAGGCCUACGCUAUCAAUGACCAGUUCAGUGCGCAGAGGGAGACACUAGCAAGUAUCAACCGAAGGAUAGUUGGAGCUGCCAGCCAGAUGCCGGGCAUCAACACAUUGAUGAGCAGAAUAUCAAGCAAGAAGAGAAGAGAUGGCAUCAUUAUGGCUUCUUUCAUUGCAUUCUGCUUCCUGAUGCUGCUUUGGUUCAGGUAAGCACAGAAUGGAUGAGAACAAUAUCGUCGCCCUUUGUAACGUUCGCAUGGGUUUGGUGUUUAAGCAAUUCCCAGAGAUAUCCCACCGCAAAGUCCGAGUUGAAUUUAUUUGAUCUGUGCAGUUUCUUAUCCUAUAACCUAUCUGCAUCUGGAAAAACCUGUUUAUUGGUAUAUAAGCCCCAGAUUCAAACACAUGCAUCAAUACCCAGUUGACUGGAUAACGAAUUGCUCAUCAACUCCCAAACGCCUAUGCUAAUACAUAGGAAACCAUGCAGAGUGUAGAUAUGUCCUCUGCGCCGUAGCUGUCGAAAAGGUUCAACCGAGACUGUUCUUAAGGGUAUCUUGACUGCUGUGUACGAGAUCCAAGUGACAGGCGGUUGAGCACAGAUAUCUACCACUGGUCUAGACUAGUAAAAUUGUGAAUAAAAGGUAUUUGGCAUCAAUUCUACCCAUCUCAAGCUCGUUGACAGCAGCUGGACUGCAAAACGGAACGUCCAUUACGGGCUUGACAUGAAGAUCAAGGUCCAUCCUAAAUCGAGAUUGGCAUUAUGAAAGUCGUUUAUUCAUGGAGCUUUGCUUUGACUGGGGGUGCACAAUAUCCCGUGGGCUGCUAUCGACUCGAUGUUCACGCUGGGGAGAUGAGUAAUUGAAAUGUGUUCCGAUCGACAUAUUCGUUCCAAAGUUUUC